This is a messenger RNA of Anoplophora glabripennis (Asian longhorned beetle), 1434 nucleotides long. RefSeq names its product acetyl-CoA carboxylase-like. Lineage: Eukaryota; Metazoa; Arthropoda; Insecta; Coleoptera; Cerambycidae. The coding region runs from base 799 to 1434 and encodes 211 amino acids. Gene Ontology annotation, molecular function: acetyl-CoA carboxylase activity. The transcript has 8 exons. The record is from RefSeq and is a predicted model, not a curated record.
ACAUUUUUGUCAGACAGUAAAUAAUUAAAUAUGCUUCCACAAAAAUUUAUUUAGUGUUCGUGGAUUAAGAACAAAACCCCAGGAGGAUGGUCUAAUGUCUAAUGUGAUAGCAAUGAUCGUGAAGCUGCUGAAAAAUGAUUUUGUGGCAAGAAGAGGCUUAUAUAGUUUCUUGAUAAUCAUCGAAAAUUGGAGUUUGAUAAUAUGUAGAGUUUAAUGGCAAGUAUUGGGUGGAUCUGAUCUGGGAAAGUUUAUUUUUCUUGUGAGGUUGAAGUAUGUAUAUCUAGUCUCCCACUAACCUUGACACUGAAUCAUACAUAUGAGAACUAUUACAUUGUAAAGGUACUGGUACAGUAUUAGAUACUCUGGCUGUUGGCAUCACUAACAUGGUUAUCGUUAAAGUUUGGUAUACCAACUGCAACCAAUGCAGAAAUUUGGUGGGAUGAUACCUAAAUUGUUGGAACUGUGGGCACUACUCGAAAAUCUAUGAUUGAAUAAGUCGAGGCCGGACCAGGUGCAGGAUGAUAUUUUUGGUACUCUCUGUACCUCCCUGUGGAAAAUGAGAAUUUGUCUAUGGCGGCAAGUGUGGGAAGACAAUGUGAUGCGGAGAGCAGAGGAUAUGAAGACUUCCGAAACCUUGCAUUGUUACACGUUCUUACCGAACGAUGAGAACCUAAACUCUUGAUUUCCUCAAGUACUACAGCAGAAGCGUCGAGAAAAAUUUAACGACGAUCGUGAAGCCGCUGAAAAAUCUAAGGUAAGGAUGACGGCCUCGGCGUGGAAAACUUGAAAUACGCCGGCAUGAUAGCGGGUGAGACCUCGGCCGCCUACGAAGAGGUCGUAACCAUCUCCAUGGUUAGUUGCAGAGCUAUCGGCAUCGGCUCCUACGUGGUGCGUCUCGGUCAGAGGGUCAUCCAGAUCGAGAACUCUCACAUCAUCCUCAGGGGUUACAGUGCCUUAAAUAAACUACUCGGCAGAGAAGCGUACGCCUCCAACGAUCAGCUCGGCGGCAUCCAGAUAAUGUACAACAACGGAGUCACUCACAAAACGGAAAGCAGCGACCUGGAAGGCAUCUACACGAUACUGAAAUGGCUGUCGUACAUACCAAAGGAUAAAUUCUCGUCCGUGCCAAUAUUAAGGCCGGUCGAUCCCGUCACGAGAGAAGUCACUUUCACGCCCACCAAAACGCCGUACGACCCCAGAUGGAUACUGGCCGGCAGAGAAUCGCCAAACGAUCCGAGUAUCUGGGAGAGCGGUUUCUUCGACAGGGGCUCCUGGGCGGAGAUAAUGCAGCCGUGGGCGCAGACCGUCGUCACGGGCAGGGCCCGGCUGGAGGGCAUACCCGUGGGAGUCAUCGCCAUGGAGACCCGCACCGUCGAACUGACCCUACCCGCCGAUCCGGCCAACCUGGAUUCCGAAUCAAAGGUGAGGGCGUAA